GAAAUUAUGAGAAAGAGAGAGAUUCUUUUCCCAUAAAAGGUUUGCUUUAUAAAGAAUGUUGCCCUUUUUUGGGUUUCACAUAGCAGAGUUGUAGUAAGGGGGUGGAUAGUCUUUUCUGUGAUCUUUAAAGAAAAGCAAAGAAACACACAUCUGAGAGAGACAGAGAGAGAGAGAGAGAGAGAUGAGGGUUCCAUGCUGUGAGGAGAUGGGGAUGAAGAAGGGACCAUGGACCCCUGAAGAAGAUCAGAUAUUGAUUUCUUACAUCCAAAGUUAUGGCCAUGGCAAUUGGAGGGCACUCCCUAAACAAGCUGGUCUACUUAGAUGUGGUAAGAGUUGCAGACUUCGAUGGACUAAUUACUUGAGGCCUGAUAUUAAGCGAGGAAACUUCACUAGGGAAGAAGAAGAAACCAUUAUCAAGCUACACCAAAUCAUUGGAAAUCGAUGGUCAACCAUUGCAUCAAGAUUGCCUGGUCGAACCGACAACGAGAUCAAAAAUUUCUGGCACACUCAUUUGAAGAAGAGGCUUAAACAAAGUCAUCAUAUGGUAAUUGAAAGCUUGACAUAUGCACCAAUUUCUACACAAUUUUCCGAGUUUAUUUCAAGUUCAGAGUCAGACUCCCCUUUGGAGAAAGUUACAGGACCUGCCAAUGAAGAGGAGUACACGAUUAAUGCCAACGUCAAUGAUGACAUGGCUUUUUGGCACAAUCUCUUCAUGAAAGCAGGAGAGUAAUCACAUAAUAAUCUUGAAAAAUAAGACGAAUUAUGGUGUACCUUUUCUUUUCUUUUUUGUGAUUGUGGAGCUAAUAUGGAGUAGUUUUGAUACAUUGAUGGCAAUGAAAAGUUUUACCCAAUACAAAGAAAUAAAUAAAUUACACUACCACCACGAACUUACGAUUA
Molecule: messenger RNA, 897 nt
Organism: Camellia sinensis
Lineage: Eukaryota; Viridiplantae; Streptophyta; Magnoliopsida; Ericales; Theaceae
Product: transcription factor MYB4
Source: RefSeq, a predicted model, not a curated record